This is a messenger RNA of Cydia strobilella, 10570 nucleotides long. RefSeq names its product GTP-binding protein 2. Gene Ontology annotation, biological process: translational elongation. Gene Ontology annotation, molecular function: GTP binding; GTPase activity; translation elongation factor activity. The record is from RefSeq and is a predicted model, not a curated record. The transcript has 20 exons. The coding region runs from base 352 to 2874 and encodes 840 amino acids. NCBI's taxonomy places the organism in Eukaryota, Metazoa, Arthropoda, Insecta, Lepidoptera, Tortricidae.
AACCUUUUAGCAAAAUGUCAAACGGUCCAAAUUUAUAAUUUAUGUUGCCUUAUAUUUCACAAGAGUUGUAAAAUUUAAUUAGUCACAGUUCCAGUUACUAUGUGCUUAUCAAUAUGUUAUUCCAAGCGUAACACCGUGACGUUACCGUUUACUGCAUAUGCUUAAUCCAGCAGUACGAUUAUUUGUACAGUUGUGUUGAAAAUAUUAUUGUUAUCGUUAUUUACGUCAUAGUAAAUAAUUUGGCAGUGUUCCCCUGUUGUGUUACGUUUUUGUUGACUCACAAGCGCUUGAAUCGCCGAGCUAGUGACUGGAGACCGCAUCGACCUUGAACCUACAACAGCUGUUUUGAGCAUGGACUCGUUCCUCAGCCUGUUUGACCCGUCGGACGGCAACCAGAGCAAGACCAAGAGGAAACAGAACAAACCCGACCAGGACAAUGUCAAGAAGAAAGUAGACCCGCCUAAGGGCAGGCGAAGAGGUAGGAAGACACAGGGCAAGAAUGAGACGCUGCCCGAAGAGUCUUCAUUCCUUUGUGAGCCCGAGCUGAGCGCGGAGCUGCUGAUGAAGGAUGGCAGUUACUUCGAGAGCUACAUCGAGCUGAAGAAGGAAGAUCCUAAAGCGGAAGACAAGAAGCCGAAGCGACGUAACUCGGGCCGCAAGAAUCGCAGAAGGAAAAAGGUGUCGCCAACCAAAGAGGAGCAGGCGUGGAGCAACCCGACAUCCGUGCCGCCCGCGGGCGCCGACGGCGGCAAGGUCAACAACCUGCGCGAGUACGGCGGCGGCGUGCACGGCGUCAUCGACAAGCUAGAGAAGGUGAUCCUGAAGGAUGACACGUACCUGGCGGGGGAGUUCAACGCGGAGGACCUCCACAACGAGGCGUGGUACAGUUCUGACGACUUCGACGAGAGCCUCGACGACGACACAAAUUCGGAGUCGGAUGACAGCGGGAGCGAAGCGCACGGCAGCCUGCCGCCGGAGCCCCGCUUCGGCAACGUGGAGUACAAACUGCAGCUAGUAGCCCCCUGCGAGAGGCGCUUCCAGCAUCUAGUGACGCAGCUAAAAUGGCGUCUCCGGUCGGGCGGCGGCGCGGCGGUGUACCUGGUGGGCGUGCGCGACUGCGGCGCCCUGCGCGGCCUGCGCGCGCGCGCCCUGCGCGGCUCCCUGCACACGCUGCGCCGCAUGGCCGCCGCGCUCGGCGCCACCCUGCACCACGUCACCGCGCGCAGGGUGCGCCAGCACCGCGCCGUCGCCGAGGUCUACAUCAGGAAGUUAGCAGAUACUCAGCAGAGUGUGGAGCUGCGAGUAGCCGUGAUGGGCGCCAACGAGGCGGGAAAAUCUACACUAAUAGGAGUCCUUACUCAAGGUGAACUCGACAACGGGCGGGGGAGCGCCCGCCUCAACAUGUUCCGCCAUCUACACGAAGUGAAAAGUGGCCGGACGUCGUCACUGAGCCACGAGAUACUGGGGUUCGAUGCUCAGGGCAACGUGGUAAACUAUGGCUGCUCCGAACUAAUGACGGCAGAAAGAAUAGGCGAACGAAGCGCCAAACUAGUGUCGUUCCUCGAUCUCGCCGGACACAGCAAGUACCAACGUACAACCCUACACGGCCUCACAGGAUACUGCCCGCACUACGCCAUGCUUGUCAUCUCAGCGACGGCCGGCAUCACCCGCAUCACCGAGGAGCACAUAGGGCUGCUGCUGGCGCUGGCGCUGCCGUUCUUCUGCGUGGUCAGCAAGUGCGAGCUGGCGGCCGUGCAGCCUCUGCUGACGCGGCUGCAGCACAUACUGGCCGCCGUCAACAAGAAACCACUGCUGAUUACCGACGAGAACAUGGCGCGCAACUGCGUGGGGCCGCAGAAGCUGAUCCUCGACACUAUUGACGGCGUCGACGACCCGGACGACAAUGAUGAUGAGCCGACGACGGAGCAGAUCCCCGUGUUCCCGGUGAGCUGCGUGAAGGGCGCGGGGCUGAACGCGCUGCACGCCUACCUGCUCGCGCUGCAGCCGCCCGCCACCGAGCUGCCCGCACCCGACCACGAGACGUGCGAGUUCCAAAUCGACGAGAUCUUCCACGUGGGCGAGUCGCUGGGGCCCGUCGUGGGCGGGCUGCUGGCGCGGGGCACGCUGUACGAGGGGGACAACCUCAUCAUAGGCCCCCUGGACACGGGCGAGUUCGUGCCCAUCUCCGUGAAGAGCAUCUACCGCAACCGCGUGCCUUGCGGCCUCGUGCGCGCCGGGCAGUCGGCCUCGCUCGGCCUCGCGGGCCCCGCGCCCGGCCUGCGGCCCGGCAUGGUGCUGCUCGCGGCGCCCGGCCCGAGGCAGGGCCAGAGGCCGACGUUCGGGGGGUGUCCGCCCGGGAAAUGUAAAAGCAGUAAGGUCAACGAGAUCCUCAAAAACCAGCCCAAACACAAGAAGCAUAAAAACCGUAACGUCUACCAGAAGCUCGCCAACGCGGAGCAGUCCCUCACGAAGGACGCGUCCUAUACACAGGACAAUAUGUCCUACACACAGAACAUAUACGUGUCCGAUGGCGAGGACACUUGCACAUGCCGCGACGAGGUGCUGCUAGAGGACCCCAGCGACCCGCGGGGAUGCAUGUACUUCCAGGCCACCAUACACGUGCUCCGGCACUCUACAGCGAUCUCGCCCGGCUUCCAGUGCACCGUGCACGUCGGGAACGUGCGCCAGACCGCCAUCAUCGAGGGCAUAAUGUCGCACUCGGCCAUGCUGCGCUGCGGCGAGUCCGCGCCGGCGCUGUUCCGGUUCCUGCGCUGCCCGGAGCACCUCGUGCGCGGGCGCAGGCUGCUGCUGGCGGCCGGCGGCGGCACCAGGGCGAUCGGUCGCGUCACGCAGAUCUUUCCCUACGUACCGUGAAAGAAAUCUCUCCUAAUUCGUACUUAAUCCAAAUAAAUAUGACCAUUCAGUCGUGAUGACACUUAAAUUAUAGUCCGUUCAACAACUUUGUCAGUAGAUUAAAGGCGCGAAAUUCAUUAUAUAGGACUUAUUUUUUAAAUUUUCCGCCUUUUUUUACUGAAGGAAAUGGCUUGACUGUAUCUCAGUUUUGUUAUUAGUGAAAACAUUAAUCCUGUGCAGACCGGAUCCGGAUGCGUCUUAUCGUAUAACCGCAGAUAUAAUAUAUCGGAGCGGGCGAGGUGCUCAAAAAUAUCUGAACACGCAACUCUAACGCCUUAACAAUGAGGGCUACCGCGUUUACUUUCGCCGCUAGGGGCGCUAGUGUAGAUGGAGGACCUCAAAAUGUCAAGUGCAUAGAACUUUGGAGGGUUUCAAGCUUUUUUAUCGAGAAUUGUCACCUUAUUCAAAAUUGUGGUAAAUCUUUGUUCAUCUUUGAUUAAUCAUGGUAAACAAUAGAUAUAGCUAUAAAAAAUUUAGUGGUUUAAAAAAGUGCCAACUAAUAUAUAUGCAAAAUGAAAACAGGUUGAAAAAAUGGCACAUUUAGACGUUAAAAUACCUUUGUGUAUAUUCAGUAUAUUAGAACGAAUUGAUUUUAUAAAAAUAAGCAUAGAAGAAUUUUGAGAUCUGUUUUUUCUGGACCUACAUCUACAGUAGCGCCAACUGGUGGGCACAAAAACGAUAGCCCUCAUAGAGGCGUGUUCAGAUAUUUGUGAGCGCCUCGGCCGCUCCGAUAUAUCUGAUGGCGACUACGAUAAGAACAUGACCAGUAAAACUUAAAAAAAAAGAUAUCAUGUCAAAAAUAGAUGCCAGUGAUUGGUGAUUUUCAAUGCCAAUUAUUAGAUAAUAUAUGUGACGUUUUCAACCAAAAAGGUACCACAUUGUCGGUUGUCGAUAAGGUUGAUUUCUAAUUGAAGCUAUAUGGAAAUAGCGCCUUACUGACAAGCGACAAUAAGUACAGUCAAGGGCAUAAAUAUAUAUACAUUCACAAAGUUUCAAAAAUAUGUGUACGCUCUUACACCUUAGACAAUAAAUUUAUUUAUUUAUUUAAUACAAUUCUGGUUAAACGGCGUUACAGCGAAAACCAAUGCGCCGAGAAACUUAAGCUAACAGAAUAUUUCAUUUCAAGAAAAACAUAAUACAAAAGUAGGUACAAAAUACAACAGGAAAAAACAUAAAUAGCACAUCACAUAACAUAACACAGACUGUGGAAGGCCUAUAAAGUCGUGUUCACAUAUUUUUGGGCCAUUUAUCUGGAUCGAUAUUUUUGCCUUCGACUGUACCCUUUUGGUUUAAAAGGGCACAUUUUAUUUUAAUACAUACAUAGUAUGUUCAAUCACGAACGGUUACGGACUAGACUGAGAAAGUAAUAUAGGUAUUGCUGUCUCAUUCUAACAGGUAUAUUUAAGGUUACUUAAGUAGGUAUUUGGCGAUCGUAUCAUGGCCUAGACCAUAACUUUUUUUUUUUACAAUUAUGGCCUGGAUGCAAGUCCUUUAAGCCAGACCAUAGCUAUGUUAUGUACUUCUUUUUAUAUUACAACUUAAGUUUACGAUCUAUAGUUUGGACAGGGACUGUCUCAAUGAGGGCUAACGCGUAUGAAUUCGCCGCUAGGGGCGCUAGUGUAGAUGGUGGUCUUUUCCAUAGUUCGAAAUGUCAAAUGUCACUUGUCACUUCAAUGACUGACAGCUGUUCUAUAGUCUUUUGGACCACCAUCAACAGAGGCGCCAACUGGUGAGCAAAAAAACGAUAGCCCUCAUUCAAACAUAGAUAGAAUCAUACUGUCUUUGUCUUACGCUAAGCACCCAAAAGAAAGGGAUGAGUAUAGUUUUUUUCUUAUUUAUUAACAAAUUGGGUUUGCCAGACUAUAAUAACCCAGUGGGACAAAUAAAAAAAUAUGAAGAUUACGUGGUUAUUGACUAAAUUACUUAAUUUGACAUUUACAUUAUGUCAAACAGUCAGACAAUAUUAAUUAGUUGCUUAAUCAAUAUUUGUGACGUUUGCAACCAAAAGGUACCACAUUGUCGCUAGUCGAUAAGGUUGAUUUCAAAUUGAAACUAUAUGGAAAUAGCGCCUUAUUGACAACCGACAAUAGGUACCCUUUUGGUUGAGAAUGGCACAUUUUAGUUGCUUAAUAAUGUGAAACUUAUAUGAUUGUAUGAAAAUGUUAUAUGAGGGCGGAUUAUGGAACUCUGAGCCAGGGACCGGACAACCCUUUCCGCGAUAAAACCCUUUCAAUGGGCGACACUUAAACACGGCUAACACAUUGAAAGACUUUCCCUUUUGAACUGCAAGCCCAUUCAUACCCUUACCUUUGACUAACCCUUACCGAAAAGCUAACCAAAAAUAAGGCUAGCUCUUAAUAAGGGUUACCCUUAUCUUUAAGCGCUUUUUAUAAAGGUUUCCCUUUGCGUGAAAGAGACAGGAUUAGUAUAUAUCUACGGUAGUGUAUGAAAAGGAAAGAAAAUACGUGCCUAGUCAAAGAACGCCGCCGUCGCCGCCGACGAUCGCUCGGAUUCGAAGUAAUGUGUGCUUUAUGAACAAGGUAGACGACUUAAAUUAGCACGCUUAUAUGCUAAAAGGGAAGCCCUUUAUAAGGCUAACCCUUAUAAGCAAUAUGCAAGGUGUUGGUGAGCGGAUGAUAAGGGUUUUGUAAGGGUAUUUGGGCUACCGAUUACUCAAAUGUGGUAGCUUUAUAUAAGGGUUUUUAAAAGCAAAACAAAGGGUUUCGUCUGGCAAAGGGUAUGGUGAGUUAAGCCUUAUGCAAUACCCUUAUAAAACCCCGAUAAGGGAUAGCGGGCCGGUCCCUGCUCUGAGCGUAGCUAAGGUUCAACGCGUACCGUCCAAGGUAUAGAUUUAUUUUAGAUUGACAAUGGAAGAGAAUUAAAGAUUUUUUGUUCAUAGAAACCUGAUUAGUGAUUAUAUUAUAAGUAGUAAAACAUUUUUUUUCUUGAUUUUUAGUUCUAGGGUAUAAUUAAAGUACACAACUCACUAUAUUAAUGUUACAUAAGUAGAUUUUUAUAAUGUUUUCUUUUAGGAUAAAAUGUGGCUUUCCAUGCCGGAAGGGUCCUUAUGUUUCGUAUUUAUAAGGACUUUCUCAUCAGCAAAGCAUCAAGGAGCAUGAAGACCCUUUUCUGAUGAAAAGUUCCUUAUACGUAAGUACCCUUCCGGCAUGGAAAGCCACAAAUACAUUUGCUGUUGUACUUUCUUUAGUUGUAGUCACGUUUGUCAAUUUAAACAGCAGUAUUUUAAAUGUAUUCGUUAAGUACAAUAUUGUAACAUUUGUAACAAUUUAGGGAAGACUGGGGAGACUUGGUCACCUAAAUUAUAAACACAUUUAAUUGCCAAUAAAUAAAUACUAUCCUAAAAGUUCUGAUUUUGACAACGCAGUAGAGUUAGAAUUGCUAUUUUAGAUCUAUUUAUAGUACAUCUGGUGCUCCAUUACGACACCCUGUGCUAUAAUAAACACAUUACGUAACUACGUCGAAAAUUUAAACGGCCAUAUGUACUUUAAAACGUUGUACGAAACACGUUGCGAAUUUCCUAUUUUUGGCACUUGUAUUGUAAAUAACUAUUAAAAUUUAAUUUCACUAUACAAUUAAAAACUGUAAUAGAUGUCAUAUUAAAGAAAAAGUGACGAAGCCCUCCAGUGAUGAAGGGCGGAUUCGAACCGGCGUCUUUAGCUAUCGCGGCUAACGCCAUGAACCCCUAGGCCACCUCGCCACUAAUUUGAUUUGUUCCCAAACUUGUUCGCUAUACAAUUUAGGGAACCCAUUCUCCCUAGGAUCGAGUUCCCCAUUUCCCCCUGUAGGUAAUUUAUGCUAGUUCCCACAAAUGUGCCAUUGUCAACCAAAAGGGUACUUAUUGUAGGUAAUAAGGCGCUAUUUCCAUAUAGCUUCAAUUUGAAACCAACCUUAUCGACUAGCGACAAUGUGGUACCUUUUGGUUGACAACGUCACAAAUAUUUUUACAGUUAUAAUUUCUCAUUUAAAGGUAAAUUUCGCUUUAAACAGAAAACUGAAGAUCUUUCAACUUUUUUUUUAAAUUGAUCAUUGUUCAUUAAUCUUUAGAAUCAUUAGGAUAGUUAUAAAUAAUUCGUGUAAUUUUUAGUUAUAAAAAGUUCGAUGCUUGAAUUUAUUAGAAAAAUAGUUUUUUUUUUGGGGUCAUACUCCAGAUUUGUUCUUGCGUCUAAACUCCGUCAAAUCAUACUAAAUGUUGUGUUUGAAGUAGAAGCUGACCGCAGUCAUAUGUGUCAUCAAGCAAAAGGUACCACAUUGUCGCUUAAGGACGCUGACAGGUUUUUAGUAUAAAAAUACAAGCAAUUUUCGUAAGGUAAGCGACAAUGUGGUACCUUUUGCUCGAAAACGUCACAUAAUUUGAGAACGGCCCUUUUCUAGUCCCUAGGUAGUGUAUUCUUGGUUUAACCUUUUAACUGUGAUGUGUGGCUGUGGUGAGAAGGUUAAAAUUGAUUUUGAGCACUAGAAUACUUUAUUUCAAAUUUAUAUUUGCUUUAGUAGGUAACACCUAAAAAUUAGGUAGGGAAAAUUACAUAAGUUGUGGCUUUCUGAUGACUUGUGUUGUACUUAGUUGAGUACUAAGAUUAUUUAUUUAGUUGUGAUAAUAUAUAUAUAUAUGUAUUUAUGGGUAUAUAUUUGUGUUUAUAUGGAUAUGUAUUGUAUAUAUAUGUUUAUUUUAUAUUCUAGAUCACAGGUUUUAAUUAUUUACGUUUGUAAUAAUUGAACCAUAAUUUACUUUCUGUUCAUAGUGUUCGUUUGUCUAUCUUGAUCUGUUUAUUGUUUCAUUCUCAAUUGCUCAAAGGUUGACUGGAAGAGAUCCCUUAUAGGGAUAAGUCCGCCUUUGUACAUUGUAUAUAUUUAUGUUCUUUUAUUGUGUUUGUAAUCUGUCUUAUGUACAAUAAAGUGUUUACAUACAUACAUACACCUAAAUAUACCUAUACAUGUUAAUAUACAUACGUUUGGACUUUUUUUUUCUCAAAAAGUCCAUUAAGAGGUGUCUUAAUCGCUUACAGAAUAAAUGUGACGUUGUUAAGCGAAGGGUACCACUUUGACAAUUGACAUAAGAGUCUGUUUUUUCGUUACAUCUGUACUAAUAACAUAAUAGUACAUUUCGAUGCUAGCGCGGAAAGUAUCUCAUCAAUAAGUAGUCAUGAAUUGGAACAAGUAUAAAUUUAAAAAAGAUGGAAAAGUAAAAAGCACUAGUUCGCGAAUACCAACUUUCCGCACGCUAAACAGCUACGUAAAGUAGCACUUUUUGAGCAACUGUACUAAAAAUAUUUGUAAUUAUAAGCGACGAAACGAAGUGGUACUUAUUCCUUAAAACGAGAAUAAAAAACUUGUCUGUUUAUUAGUAUACUUAGUAUGUUUCUUUAAUUUUCCUUUGUAUACAUAAAUCACAUUGAAUGUCUUCCAAUACACAUUCAUAUUAUUAUAAAUAUAGAGCUGUACCUAAGAAGGGUACAUUAUGAUAGUAGCGACCGACCCCAACCGUCCCGGGACCAGUCUGAAAAUCAGCGCGGAGCCCUCUGGCACCGCACAUGCUGAGAUUGGGACCCUUUGCCUCACCAUAGAUUUAAGUUAAUAGUUAUUAUGUUAUGUUAAGUUGAUAUUUAAGUUUAAGUUUAGUUUAUAUUGUAUUUUUAAGCUAUCCUUUCAUAAAUUUUAGAUAUUUUUUUCCUAAGGUGUGGCAAUAAAGAUUUUUUAAUUUAAUUUAAUUUAAUUUAAUAUAUACUAAACAGAAGUUUUAGCCAAACAUACCUUAAAAAACUAUAGUCAAAAAGCGCAGUUAUUGUAUACUAAAUGUACGUGCGUGUGGGGGUGAGGCACAUACACAGUACACACACUACAGUGUGACUAUUCGCACUUAAACUAUCGUGAGACAUAUUUCAAAAUAUUUAUCAGACGACUUGGACGCAUUCUACCCCAAAUGGUGGGAAAAUGGCGAUGACAGGGUCGAGUGGAGAAAACGAGGGGAGGCCUUUGCCCAGCAGUGGGACACCAAAAUUGGCUAAUAAAAAAAAAAAAAAAAAAUUUAUCAGUACGGUUUUUACUCACUAUUAUUUUUAGUCGCUUUUGGCGACAUGUUUCGGAUUCUUUGGGAAUCCAUCCUCAGGCACGCACGACGAACAACCGCCGCGGACACUCGUGCCUGAGGAUGGAUUCCCAAAGAAUCCGAAACAUGUCGCCAAAAGCGACUAAAAAUAAUAGUGAGUAAAAACCGUACUGAUAAAUAGUGUGACUAUUAUUUAAAUGCCAUAAUUCUAUGACAAAAUAUGCUGUAAUAUUGAAGAAAAAAAAAAAUGUCUCAUUGAUAAUACGAUUUUUACCACAUUCUUUUAAUUUGUAUGAUUUAGUUAAAAAAGCAAAUUAACGAAUGUUUUGACAGCACGAUUAUUUGUAUUAGAUUUAACAAAUAAAAUAAUUUAAUUAUAAACCUGCAACCAAAUAGGUAAAUAACCAACGAAUGAAGAGACGCAAAAAAAUAUAAAGCUGAUUUGCGCGGGUUAUUUUAGCACAUGUUCCUUUUCCAUUGCACUAAUAUUACCACCAAUAUCGUUGAUUUUGUAUAGAUGAGCCAAUCAACCAAUUAUGUCGCAAUGACACUGUCAGACUUUGUCAUUGCUCAUUGCAAAAGUCUAUGCAGAGUUAGCUUGGUCCAACUCUGUAUAUCCAAUUGCUACAGGCCUGUGCACUGGAUGCGAUGCGUUGUAAAGUACAAAUCCUUAUAAGAGACGGCACACCGCUUGCGUUGCGUGUGCGUGCACAGCUCCAACAUUUUAGCUCACGUAAACGCUGCCGGUAUGGUCUGGCCUUAAAUCAAUUAGUACAUGAAAACAUAGUAGCUUCAAAUGUGCCAUUUUCAACCAAAAGGGUACUUACGGAUGUCAUAAAGGCGAUAUUUCCAUAUAGCUUCAAUUUGAAAUCAACCUUAUCGACAACGUGGUACCUUUUGGUUGAAAACGUCACAAAUAGAUAGUGCUAGCCAAAUAUAUCGUAACACCUAUAGGGAAUAUUACGCGAAAUUCUGCGUAGGGGGCGCCACUACCACAAUCUGAGGGUCUAACGUGAAACAAGAAAAUUUCUUUAUCUAACAUCUCUGUCACUCUUGCAUAUUCGAGCGAUAAAGAGGCAGAUAGCGAAUUUUCGGAUUCGCGAUUCCCGGUAGGUCCUCCGUAAGCAAACCGCCUUGAUGCAUCAAUGUCAUAUUUUAUUAUCACUGAAAACUUGUCAAAACCCUGUUAAAGGUACAGUAUGUAUAAGUUACUCUAUGGUUUACUAAAAAGGCUAGUGCUGCACUCUGGUGGCAGAACAUUGCAGUAAUAUCCCCUAUUGUUAGAAAUAAGGAUGUGUCCCGAUAUAUUUGGCCACUUUCGCCGUCACCACCAAUGUUGUUACCAUUUGUCCCCGCAUAACGUGACUGCCGCUAUACAUGAGGCGGGGACAAAUGGGAUUGGGAAUGAUUCAUAUGAAUGCACCUAUUCCCGGCGGGUACAAAUGGGAAUACAUCCUAUUUGAUGCUGUCAGUAGGUACCGUAUGUAUAAAUAAGUACAGAUUAUCAUACCUAUUUGUGAUAGUAAGACACUAAUACAAUGUAAAGCACACGCGUUUUAAUUUAAGUACACUUUUUGACUAAUAAAAAUAUCA